GUGAGAUGAAUCAAUCAAAACUAACCAUUAUUUAUGUGAAAUAAAAUGGAAGAGUUCCACUAGAUGUGUUAUAUAAAAACCCAGCACUCACCAACUGCAAUAAAUUACACAUUUUUUAAGAAACACAAUCAAAAAAACAAAACAAAGACAAAAAAUAGUGACAAAAAAUAUGGAAAAUUGCUAUUGGCCAGGAGAGUAUGGACCGUGGGGCUACAACCAGGGGGAAUCCUCCGCCGCGGCGGCGGCGCUGCAGUACCACCUGUACGGACCUCCGUGGGGCCUUCCGUACGGAGAGGCGGCGCCGGGGGACAGGGCGGCGAGCGCCUCCAGAAGCCACAGCGAGGCGGAGAAGCGGCGGCGGGACAGAAUUAACGCUCAGCUUUCCACGCUUAGGAAACUCAUCCCCAAGUCCGAUAAGAUGGACAAGGCAGCCCUACUUGGACACGUGGUAGAACAGGUGAGGGAACAUAGCAAAAUUGCGAAGGAGGUUAGCAAAUCCUCCGCUGUCCCAACAGAGACUGAUGAGGUCACUGUUGACCACUCAAACGACGAUUCAUCGCAGGAUAAUCGAAACAUUUAUUUUCGGGCCUCGAUUUGUUGUGAUGAUCGGCCCGAAUUGUUUGCCGAGCUCAAUGGCGCAAUCAAGGGAUUGGGCCUUAUCAUACACCACGCGGAAAUCACGAGCAUAGGUGGAAGGAUGAAGAGCAAUCUCAUAUUGUGUGCGAAUAAUAAUAAUAAUGAUGAUAAUGAUAAUAAUGAGAAAAAAUCUUGUCGUGAGUCGAUUAAGCAGUCGCUAAAAUUGGCGUUGAGUCGUGUGGUUAUAUCGGUGGGGUCGUCGGGUUACACGGCCCGAAGCAAGAGGCAGAGGAUUAGCGAAGCAUUGGACUGCCUCUUUUGUAAGUUUUUUCCUGUACAAACUUUCAUCCAUGAGUUCCAUAUGCUUGCGGAUGAAGUUGAGGGGAUACUCGCCGCUGGCGAAGCUACAUAUGGAUUUGCUUUGAUCACGCUCCUCGAGCUCGCAUAUCAGGGCUAUGAGCCAUGUCUUGAGGUUGUAGAUGGAGUCAAUUCUCUAAGCUUGACACGUAAUCCACUUCACUAUUUCGAUACCAUUUGUGAUGCCCUGACACUUUUCUACCCGCUGAAACGUUACUAUUGGAAAUGGCUUGCCUUGGGAGUUGCCAAUAGGAUGACUGAAAAGUAUAGAAGUUGGUCCGAUGGACAAUGCAUUUAG
Molecule: messenger RNA, 1231 nt
Organism: Striga asiatica
Lineage: Eukaryota; Viridiplantae; Streptophyta; Magnoliopsida; Lamiales; Orobanchaceae
Source: the annotation of a GenBank genome assembly